Ananas comosus (pineapple) is the source of this 2355-nucleotide messenger RNA. RefSeq names its product subtilisin-like protease SBT3.9. The transcript is spliced from 9 exons. The record is from RefSeq and is a predicted model, not a curated record. Gene Ontology annotation, biological process: proteolysis. Gene Ontology annotation, molecular function: serine-type endopeptidase activity. NCBI's taxonomy places the organism in Eukaryota, Viridiplantae, Streptophyta, Magnoliopsida, Poales, Bromeliaceae. Bases 1 to 2211 code for a protein of 736 amino acids.
AUGAUUAUUUUGCUUCUGUAUAUGAAUGUAUAUAUAUACCAGUUAUAUAUUGUGUACUUGGGAGAGAAGCGGCACGACGAUCCGACACUUGUUACUGCAUCACACCAUGAUUUGCUCAAUUCAAUCCUUGGGAGCAAGGAGGAAGCUCUCAAUUCAAUAGUGUACAGCUACAAAUACGGAUUCUCAGGUUUUGCAGCCAUGCUCACAGAAGCUCAAGCUAAGAAAAUUUCAGAGCUCCGUGAGGUGCGUAGCAUAAAGCCAAGCCGAAAAUACCGGAUGCAUACAACAAGAAGCUGGGAUUUUCUUGGUUUAAAUUACUACCAACCUUCGGAAUUGCUUGCCCAGGCAAAGUAUGGUGAUGAUGUUAUCAUUGGCCUAAUUGAUUCAGGAAUAUACUUGGUCAUCGAUCCGAACUUUCACCUAUUUGCAGGUAUCUGGCCCGAAUCGAAAAGUUUCAGCGACGAAGGUUUCGGGGCGGUGCCUGCGAAGUGGAAAGGCGUGUGCCAAGAAGGACAGGAUUUCAGCACCAGCAACUGCAGCCGGAAGAUCAUCGGGGCGCGGUGGUACGCAGGCGACGUCGACCCGAACGACCUCCAAGGGGAAUUCCUCUCUCCCCGCGAUGCCAACGGCCACGGCACCCACACGUCCUCCACCGCCACAGGGGCGCUCGUUCCGGACGCCAGCUUCCACGGGCUGGGAGCCGGAGCCGCGCGCGGCGGCGCCCCUCGCGCCCGCCUAGCGGUCUACAAGGCGUGUUGGGGGAGCGUCGGCCAUUGCAGCGACGCGGACACCCUACAGGCGAUCGACCAUGCCAUCCACGACGGCGUCGACGUCCUCUCUUUGUCAAUCGGCGGGCCGUCCGAGCAGCCCGGCACAUUACAUGCAGUGGCCAGCGGCAUAACCGUCGUCUUCUCCGCCGGUAACGAUGGGCCUGCUCCCCAGACUGUUGAGAAUUCGUCCCCCUGGGUGAUAACGGUUGCUGCGAGCACGAUUGAUCGAUCUUUUCCUACCGUCAUCACACUCGGAAAUAAUCAAAAACUUGUGGGCCAAUCCAUCUUCUAUGAGAUCAAGAAAGAGGACCAAUUUACGGAAAUUAUUAACGGAGAAAGCUGCCACAACGGUUCUGUCAACACCACCGACAUUGCCGGAAAGAUCGUGCUGUGCUACGCUCCCAGUAACGUUUCGUCGACGCUGCCGCAGAUCGACCUGGGCACCGUAGGUUCAUUUGUAUUGCAAGCUGGGGGAAAGGGCCUCAUCUACGCGCAGUACACCACCGAUGCUCUCAUUGCUGUUGCAGGGUGUGGAGAAGUUCCGUGCGUUCUCGUGGACUUCGAAAUCGCCACUCAGAUACUGAACUACAUAGACACUUCAACGAAUACGCCGGUGGCGAAGGUGUCUCUGACGAGUAAUACGAUAGGAAGUGAAGUGCUUGCUCCAAAGAUCGCAACUUUCUCAUCCAGGGGGCCUAGUGCAACUUUUCCAGGAAUCCUCAAGCCAGAUAUAGCUGCACCAGGAGUUAACAUCUUGGCAGCUAAACGGAAUUCGUACGUUUUCGACUCAGGAACGUCGAUGGCGUGCCCCCACGUUUCCGGAGUGGUUGCGUUGCUCAAAUCGAUCCACCCAGAUUGGUCUCCUGCUGCUAUAAAAUCCGCCCUUGUCACCACCGCCUCUGUCACCGACAGCUUUGGGCUACCGAUUCUGGCGGAUGGGACACCGACGAAGAUUGCAGAUCCAUUCGACUUUGGUGGCGGGUUCGUCAGCCCGAACCGGGCAGCUGACCCGGGUCUGAUCUAUGACAUCGAUCCGAAGGACUAUCUCAAGUUCUUCUACUGUACCCUUGGUCCAUCCGACGAUUGUCAAUUCGCAAAGGGGCCUCUGUACGAUCUGAACCUACCGUCGAUAUCCAUUCCGAAUCUUAAAGCAGCGGUGACGGUGGAGAGGACAGUGACAAAUGUGGGCCCAGCUGAUGCAGUAUACCAGGCACAGUUCCAGAGUCCCCCUGGAGUUGAAAUGUAUGUGGAGCCAUCUAUUCUGCGGUUCGACGAACAUACGCAGAAGCAGAGCUUUAAGGUGACAUUCAAAUCAGCGCGAAAACUGCAAGGAAGUUACAUGUUCGGGAGCUUGACUUGGUUCGACGGCGCGAACCACUGGGUCAGGAUACCCAUCGCGGUUCGAACCGUAGUUCGUGAUUUCUAUGCGGACACUGACUAAGCUGAAGCAAGCUAUCGAUAUAACUCGAUGCUCUAUUAUAUGUCGACGAACGAAUAAAAAAUGAGUGUAUUUUGUUUAAUUUUGUUCAGAAAAACAAGUGUGUUUUGAGUUUGGUUGUAUUUCAAUAAAGGUACAAAAUAAUAG